Molecule: messenger RNA, 300 nt
Organism: Ilex paraguariensis (yerba mate)
Lineage: Eukaryota; Viridiplantae; Streptophyta; Magnoliopsida; Aquifoliales; Aquifoliaceae
Source: the annotation of a GenBank genome assembly
AUGUUAUCAGGUGCUGACCAAGAGAUAACUGAUGGGGUCACCAAAUCUGCUCAAGCUGUGCAAGCGGCAGAAGCUGGAAUUCGACAAAUAGGUUCUCUUGCUCGCCAACAGACAAUUUCAAUGAUUCAAGAGAGGGCAAGCCUACCCAUCAUCUCUUUGCAACCAGUUGUAGCUGGGGCUGCGAAGAAGACUUCUCAUGCUGUUGGCCAAGCCACAAAGUCUUUCAUGAGUAUCAUCUCUCGAGGUGAGUUUAGCCAGGUGAAUGAAGACGGGAAUACGGUGGAGAGGUUAGAAAACUAA